CUGUGUCACGACUCUUCCCAUGCCUCCCUAAAAUCCAAAGAAUUUUGUGAAGGAAGAAUGGUGGGACAGCCCUAUGGAGUGCCAAGGGGCGACUGGUGGCAGCAGCUGCGGGGCAGGCAGUUGGCUGGCCAACGGGCAGUUGGCAGAUUUGUGGUUGGCCAACGGAGCGUGGUUGGCCAGCGGGCGUGGUUGGCCAGCGGGCGUGGUUGGCCAGCGGGCGUGGUUGGCCUACGGGUACGGUUGGCCUACGGAUACGGUUGGCCUACGGAGCUGGUUGGCCAACGAAAAUUCCAGGGGAGUCUGGUUGGCCUACGAAAAUUCCAGAAGGCACCAGAACGGGCCAGUAGCGCCCAGAAUUGGCCAGAGACAGCCAGAACAGCCCAGAAUUGGCCAGAAUUGCCCAGAAGCUUCCAGAAUCUGGUUGGCCAGCAGAUUCAACCCAGCAAGUGGGUCCCACAGGCAACUCAGCCACCAUGUCCAGAAUUCUCUACAGGGUGUGAAAUUACCAAAAAGUCCCUGAAAGUUCUAGAGAGGCAAUCUUAGCCACACAUUGGAGAAUGCAUCUCCACCACACAUUAAGGAGGUGGGAUGCCUAUAAAUAGCCACUUAGGGAGUUCAUUUGUACAUAGAA
Messenger RNA from Manihot esculenta (cassava), 631 nucleotides. RefSeq lists its product as uncharacterized. The transcript is spliced from 2 exons. The coding region runs from base 58 to 543 and encodes 161 amino acids. NCBI's taxonomy places the organism in Eukaryota, Viridiplantae, Streptophyta, Magnoliopsida, Malpighiales, Euphorbiaceae. The record is from RefSeq and is a predicted model, not a curated record.